Molecule: messenger RNA, 1573 nt
Organism: Marmota flaviventris (yellow-bellied marmot)
Lineage: Eukaryota; Metazoa; Chordata; Mammalia; Rodentia; Sciuridae
Source: RefSeq, a predicted model, not a curated record
CUCGCGAACUGGCUUCUGUAUAAACCGAGGCUAAACAAACACAGACGGAGCGCAGCGGGCGUUCAGCAGAAGGCCGGCCAGGCGGCAGCGGCUCGGGAGGACACCCCGAGCGCUCGGGAGCGCACGGCGCGGCGGCCCCGCGGAGCCGGCGGCGCAGCUGCCCGGCGAGGGGGCGGGGGCGGGGGCGGGGGAGGGGGAGGGGGAGGGGGAGCGCGACCGACUCCGCGGCGCGGAGCGCGGGCGCGCGUCCCGGGCACCCCACGCCGCUGUCUCGCGCGCUGUCCGCACCAUGAAGCACAUCCCGGUCCUCGAGGACGGGCCGUGGAAGACCGUGUGCGUGAAGGAGCUGAACGGCCUCAAGAAGCUGAAGCGGAAAGGCAAGGAGCCGGCGCGGCGCGCGAAUGGCUGUAAAACUUUCCGAUUGGACUUGGAAGCUCCCGAGCCUCGCGCCGCCGCCACCCUCGGGCUUCGGGACAGGACCCAGAGGCUACAGCCCGUCCCGGUCUCGGCCCCGGUGCCAGCCCCAGUGGCGCCGGCUGUUCCCCCAGGUGGGGGCGCGGAUACUGGCGGGGACCGCGGGGGCGCCCGAGCGCCGGAGGUCUCUGACGCGCGGAAACGCGGCUUCGCUCUGGGCGCAGUGGGGCCGGGACUCCCCACGCCGCCGCCGCCUCCAGCACCCCAGGGCCAGGCACUUGGGGGUCCCGAGGCACAGCCUUUUCGGGAGCCCGGCCUGCGUCCCCGCAUCUUGCUGUGCGCACCUCCUGCGCGCCCGGCACUGUCUGCACCCCCAGCGCCCCCAGUGCCCUCGGCGCCCGCGGACUCCUCGGUGCGUCCUGCGCCCCCCACGCGCCCGGGGGAAAGUUCCUACUCGACAAUUUCACACGUAAUUUACAAUAACCACCCAGAUUCUUCUGCGUCGCCUAGGAAACGGCCGGGCGAAGCGACCGCCGCCUCCUCGGAGAUCAAAGCCCUGCAGCAGACCCGGAGGCUCCUGGCGAACGCCCGGGAGCGGACGCGGGUGCACACCAUCAGCGCAGCCUUCGAAGCGCUUAGGAAGCAGGUGCCGUGCUACUCCUAUGGGCAGAAGCUGUCCAAGCUGGCCAUCCUGAGGAUCGCCUGUAACUACAUCCUGUCCUUGGCCCGCCUGGCAGACCUCGACUACAGUGCCGACCACAGCAACCUCAGCUUCUCCGAGUGUGUGCAGCGCUGCACCCGCACCCUGCAGGCCGAGGGACGUGCCAAGAAGCGCAAGUGUGUGCUGGAGGCCUCGGGUCUCCUGGGCUCCAAGAUCCGGCUCCUCUGCUCCUGGGCCUGUGCCCGGGAGGUCCCAGCACAUGCCCACCCUUAUGUAAGCAGCCCCAGGCGGCUCGGAGACUCGGUGGCUAGGCGCCGGAGCCAGCAGCCCAGGCGGCGGAGGGGUGGGCGAGGCAUCCGCGAUCGGCACCCCCCAGGGCUGGGCCGCCAGCGAGGCCUGACACCGGAAAGCCGUUCAGAGCCGUCGUCACUCAGCGUCCAGCAGCGCGAGCAGCUGGUUUGGAGCAGCAGGGAAAACCGUGCAAAAGGUCCUUUGUGA